UUUUAACGUUCUAUGGGAGUGAUAGUUGUAGCAGUUGCAGAGUGUUGCGGAAGCAGUGGUAUGAUCAGAAAGAAAGUGGAGUUAUAGUUAAAAGGAAGCAGUAAAUACUGUAGAGGAUUGAAUUGCCUUUGUCGUUAUAUCGAAAACAUUACCGUCUUGUUUCAUAAGCUACUAAAUUCGCACUGAUAUUUCGUUAUCUCAAGUUAUAGACGACCGUUACACAGAGAACAUGGCUACCUUUCGAAUUAGUCAAGAUCAAGAAAAUCGUGGCCCAAACGUAAGGAAAACGCAGCAGGAACCUUCUCAGCAGCAAAGGAGAGCCGUUCUGGGCGUACUAAAUAAAAACACGAAUCGAGUUCCUUUGCAAAAGCCCCAACAAGACACCAGUUCUGGAGAUGAAAACAUAUGUCCUAAGCAGAAAGUCACAUCACAGGUGUUCCAAAAAGCACCAUUUAAGAUUCAUGAAGAGAAGUUAAUUGAAGAGAAAGCCGUUGUUCUAAGGGAUAGUAAAGAUCAUGUGUCAGAUAUAAGUAGUAAAUUAAAAUCAGUUGAUUUGCCUGGAGCUGUAACAAGUCUUCAUCGGCAACCACUGCAGGAGAUUAGUGUUAGACAUGAUUUCUUUGAAGAAGAUAGUACAGGUGGUUCCCCAAUGUCUUUGGACAGAUCUGGUAUCCUCAGUACUCCAGUCAAGCAGAAGUCAAAGUCAGCACAGGAGCUGUUACUGGAUGUUGAUGAAUACAGGGAGGAAAUUUAUCUAUACUUACGUGAAGCAGAGGCUCGCCAUCGUCCAAAGCCUGGAUACAUGAAGAAGCAGCCUUACAUCACAUAUUCUAUGCGUUCAGUUCUAGUGGACUGGCUAGUAGAAGUAGCUGAGGAAUACCAUUUGCAGACGGAGACAUUGUAUCUUGCUGUAUCAUAUAUUGAUCGCUUUCUUAGCUUUAUGUCUGUUGUUCAUUCUAAGUUGCAACUUGUUGGCACAGCUGCAAUGUUCAUUGCUGCGAAAUAUGAAGAAAUAUAUCCACCUGAAGUUAGUGAAUUUGUAUACAUCACUGAUGAUACGUAUACAAAGAAACAGGUGUUACGAAUGGAGCAUCUAAUUCUGAAAGUUCUCGCAUUUGAUCUCUCAGUGCCAACAACACUGAGUUUCAUCACGAGCUUUUCAGCUUCUUAUGGUCUUUCAGAAACCACAGUGUUCCUUGCCAUGUAUUUGGGUGAACUGUCACUUCUAGAAGCUGAUCCAUAUUUGCAAUAUCUUCCGUCGGAAUUGGCAGCUUCAUGCAUAGCACUGGCACGACACACGCUGGAUCAGGAAGUGUGGCCUGACGACUUAGAAAAUGUGACUAGAUACAAGUUUGAGGAUUUGAAACCUUGCGUUUGUCACCUAAAUGAAACCUAUUCAAAUGCCAGCACCUUUCCUCAGCAAGCUGUGAGGGAAAAAUACAAGUCUAACAGGUGGCAUAAUGUUUCGCUGCUGACUCCACGCACACCAGCAUUAUGUUGACUGCAACCAGUGCACCUUGCACACCAAUAGAAACAAAUCACAUACCAAGACAAACCUGUGGUCUAAAAACAAGAAAUUGUUUCUUGUGGUACAAUCAGUAGAUAGAAACUCAUAGUUUAAAACUUACCUGAGGCAACUGAAAGCUUUUUUAUACAUAUAUGUAUUUUUGACAUCUUGUACACAUGUUCCAAUCAGAUUGAUACAUGCAAGAGAAUUUUUGUGUUAUUUUAUAUGUUUGUAUAUUCAGUUUUUUAAUAUGAAUAUUAAGACAGCAAACGUUUUAGAAAAGUGAUUGUUUGGAAGAAUUUUGUAAAUGUAUUUAUUAACCGUACCGGGUCACUUUUGUUUUGUAAGUUGUUGGGCUUGUAAAAAUAUCAUAAUAUGCUUUUAAACUUAAUGUGAAAUAUAAAUUGGAGGAAAUUUAUAGUUUUAGGAUGUGUGCAUUUUUAAAAUCUUUCAUUAGGAAAGCACAGGUGUAAUGAUACAUUUCACAUUCUAAAAUGAAACUCCAUGAGCAUUAAACGGGUUGUAUGUCACCUCAACGUAUUUUAAUAGCUUAUUUUAAAGAAAUAUACAGUGAAUGCUGGAAUAGUCAUUUCCAUCCAUAAAUUUUGUAGUGCUGGUUCCAGGUUCUAACAGGAGUUAUGAAAAAAUAAAACUGUACAUCAUCUUUGUAUUCUAAGUGUAUGAUUUUAAAGAAAAUUUAAAAUGAACCAGCAUUGAACUAAGUAAAACUGAAGUGACAAUGUACUUUUAUUGUGCUUUUACCCUGCAAAGUAUUGCUGUAUAUUAGUGGCUUGUUUUCAAUGCGAGACGUGCAAAAUUAAUCGUUUUAUAAGCAGAAAAAAUUAACUCUGGUACAUGUAUAUAAGUCAGUCCAAUAAGAGAAGGAUAAAUUCCUGCAAUUUUGUUAGCAUGUCAAUAACUUGUAUCUGUAUGUAUGUGAUGUUUGGUAAGAUUUUAUUCUGAAAUUCUAUUGUACAGUUUUCCAAUUUAGUAUACCGGAUAUUUUUAAUUUAAGAAAAUAUAAUGUUCUGUAUAACUUUGCUUGUGUUAAUUUCAAUUGACUGAUCUGCUGUAAUAUUAAAAGUUUGUAGACAUAUGGAGGAAUGGAUGUAUAGAUUUACAUUUUCUUGACCUUGGCACUAUCUUGAGGU
This is a messenger RNA of Cryptotermes secundus, 2658 nucleotides long. RefSeq names its product G2/mitotic-specific cyclin-A. The record is from RefSeq and is a predicted model, not a curated record. Gene Ontology annotation, molecular function: cyclin-dependent protein serine/threonine kinase regulator activity. Gene Ontology annotation, biological process: regulation of cyclin-dependent protein serine/threonine kinase activity; mitotic cell cycle phase transition. The transcript has 6 exons. Gene Ontology annotation, cellular component: cytoplasm; nucleus; cyclin A2-CDK2 complex. The coding region runs from base 230 to 1501 and encodes 423 amino acids. Lineage: Eukaryota; Metazoa; Arthropoda; Insecta; Blattodea; Kalotermitidae.